CUUGUCAAUCUUUGCCGCAUAUGUUUUGUCAAAGAAGCAGGCCAGUGUGUAAUCGAAGGAAAUAUUGACAUUUACUUUUUGUAUAUUUUGAUUCCAACAAUGAUUUUAAAUGUUUCUGUCAAUGUGUGUUUUUAAAUUAAAUUAUUUAAAUAAAUUAACAUAGUAAUAAUUAAGAAUAUUUUAUAAAAAUAAUAAUUAUAAAAGAUGGAAUUUUUUGAUAUGAUACCCGUCCCUAAAGUCGGUUGCGUAGUACUGACAGAGAAAAAAAAUGAAAAGCAAUCAAGACUUGAGGGAACACUUUGUCUUAGUGAUCACCACCUUCUGCUGUCAUUCAGAGAGGAGUUUCGCAAAGACCUUUGGUUACUGUACCGUAAUAUUGACGUUAUUGAAAAAAAAACUAAUAAUCAAAUCCCUGGUGGCAGUAUUGUGUUGAAGUGUAAAGAUUUUAGAAUUUUACAACUUGAUUUUAUUUCUACCGAUGAUUUAUUAAAUAUCGCAACAUCUUUAGAAAAACUUUCAUCACUUGAUCAAACAUUACAAUAUCCAUUUUUUUUUCGCCCACAAACGCUAAAUCUCGAUAAAAACCAAAGUGAAAAUGGUUGGACUGCAUUUACUCCAGUAUCAGAAUGGUCUCGAUUACUGGCAUCUCAUGGAGAUGAAUGGAGAAUAAGUUAUCUUAAUCGUGACUACAAAGUAUGUAACUCAUAUCCAUCGACAAUGGUAGUACCUAGAUUAAUUGACGAUCAAAUGAUAAUAUCAUCAGCAGCAUUUAGAGAAGGAGGAAGAUUUCCAGUGUUGUGUUACAGACAUGAGGGAGGAAGUAUUCUAUUUAGAAGUGGCCAACCAUUGUGUGGGGCUACAGGAAAGAGAUGUAAAGAAGAUGAGAGGCUGUUGAAUGUUGUCCUGGGUGCUGGAAGACGCGGAUAUAUAAUUGACACACGAUCCUCUAAUCAAGCGCAAAGUGCUCGAGCAAGAGGUGGAGGAACAGAAAUAGACUCUGCUUACCCACAAUGGCGAAAAGUUUUCAAAAGUGUUCCCCGUCUUUCAGAUUUGGCUGAAAGUCUUAGCAAAUUAAUAGAGGCUUGUAAUGAUAUUUCAUGCUCUACUAGUCAAUGGCUGUCUAGAUUAGAAAGUAGUGGAUGGUUAUCAACUGUUCAGAGUGCUAUGAAUGCUGCCUGCGUUGCCGCGCAGUGCCUUCAUCAAGAGCUAGCAGCUGUGCUAGUCCACGGAGGCGCUGGUCGUGAUUCGACUCUUGUUAUUACAAGUAUAGCACAAAUUAUUUUAAAUCCUGAUUGUAGAACUAUAAGAGGCUUUGAAGCUCUUAUAGAACGCGAGUGGCUUCAAGCAGGACAUCCUUUUUAUACAAGAAUACGACAUGGAGCGUAUUAUCCAACAAAUUCACAACAUUCACCUCAUGCUCCAACUUUCCUUCUCUUUCUUGACUGUCUUUAUCAAUUGCACUAUCAAUUUCAAUUUAGUUUUGAGUAUACGACUGAUAUGCUUAUUGAACUUUUCAAGCAUGCUUACUUUUCUGGAUAUGGAACAUUUUUAGGCGAUUGUGAAUCAGAUAGAGUAAGUUUACGCUUGGCUGAACGUACUACCAGUAUUUGGACUUAUAUAAAUAGACCAGAAUCAUUGGAAAAAUGGAUGAAUCCAUUGUACGAGCCUAAUCUUGGAAUUAUUUGGCCUAGUGUCGCACCAAUCAGUAUUAAUUUAUGGAAAGAAUUGUAUUUAAGCCACACCUCGGCGUCACCUUGGGAUGGAUUCAUCACCUGUGUCACUCAAAUAAAACAGAAUCAUUUGGCUGUUAAAAAAAUCGCUAAUCAAUUACGAAUACAGGUGCGUCGAGCUUUAGAUGAGAUAAUUUGUGAUCCAAAUACUUCCUGUCAAACAGAAAAUGAGCAGGAACAAUUGUCUCCCUGUUUUGCACAAUUAACGUUAGAAUCUCAAAAGACUUAAUUAAAUAUUAUUUAUUUCAUACACUUAAAUAAAAUAAUAAUAACAAUAACAUUAAAUAGCAAUCAUAAUAUAAAAAUAUUUUGUAUAAAUUUCAGAUG
Messenger RNA from Cotesia glomerata, 2057 nucleotides. RefSeq names its product myotubularin-related protein 9. Gene Ontology annotation, biological process: negative regulation of autophagy. The transcript has 6 exons. The record is from RefSeq and is a predicted model, not a curated record. Lineage: Eukaryota; Metazoa; Arthropoda; Insecta; Hymenoptera; Braconidae. Bases 205 to 1959 code for a protein of 584 amino acids.